GCGCGUGUUAGCAUAUCGCAUAGUUGUCCACAUUUUUUCCGGCGGGAAUGUAAGUUAGACGUUUCCCCCAAAUGAAAAGCAGGUGAGGCGUGUAGGUGUAGCUUCAGUUUUCACCCUUCCAGUUCUAAAACCAGAAAAUCCGAUACAUUCAAUUUUCCCACCGGAGAAGAAAACAAAAGAAAAUCGAGAAAGUUACUCUUCAGCUUGCCUUUUUUUUUCCCCCACCUAAAUUCCCAUAAUGCCCCCGGUCUCUCAAUCUUUCAAUCUAUUCGACAAAAUUCCCGUUUCUGUUUAGCCUCUUUCUGUCGGUCUAUCUCAAUCUCCGCGCGUUCCAGCUGUUGAUGGAGCCGCAGAGGAGCCAAGAUCAGAGUCUCUCCGAGAGGAAGGGACAGAAGCGGAAACUGGAGGAAGAGAUAGAAGAGAAGCAGCGAGAGAUCUCAGCUGCGGUCCCCUUCGGCGAUGCGCGUGAAGCACUUUUAUACGAGGUGACUGCGCAGGUAAAUAUCCUUAACUCGACCUUCUCUUGGAACGAGGCCGAUCGGGCAGCUGCCAAGCGCGCCACUCACGUCCUUGCAGAGUUCGCCAAAAACGAGGAAUUAGUGAACGUAAUUGUUGAAGGAGGUGCAGUUCCAGCUCUUAUCAAGCAUCUUCAAGCGCCUUACACGAAUGAAGCUGACCGUAAUCCGAAACCGUUUGAGCACGAGGUGGAAAAGGGGAGUGCUUUCGCUCUAGGACUGCUUGCCGUCAAGCCAGAGCAUCAGCAACUCAUAGUUGAUGCUGGCGCUCUGUCACUUCUUGUGGACCUGUUGAAGAGGCACAAGGAUGGUUCUAGUUCUCGGGCAGUAAAUAGUGUAAUUAGAAGGGCAGCUGAUGCUAUCACCAAUCUAGCUCAUGAGAACAGCAGCAUUAAGACACGUGUUAGGGUGGAAGGUGGGAUUCCUCCUCUGGUUGAGUUGCUUGAAUUCACUGACACAAAGGUGCAAAGGGCUGCUGCUGGGGCACUACGCACUCUGGCUUUCAAGAAUGAUGAGAAUAAAAAGCAGAUUGUUGAAUGUAAUGCUCUUCCCACCCUCAUUCUAAUGCUACGGUCCGAGGAUGCUGCUAUACACUAUGAAGCUGUUGGUGUGAUAGGAAAUCUGGUGCAUUCAUCCCCAAGUAUAAAGAAAGAAGUACUUGCUGCUGGUGCUCUGCAACCUGUUAUUGGCUUACUUAGCAGUUCCUGCUGCUCUGAGAGCCAGAGGGAGGCUGCUUUGUUACUUGGACAAUUUGCUGCAACAGACUCCGAUUGCAAGGUUCACAUUGUACAAAGGGGUGCAGUUCAACCUUUGAUAGAGAUGCUUCAGUCUCCAGAUGUACAGCUGAGAGAAAUGUCAGCCUUUGCACUGGGGAGGUUGGCACAGGACUCGCAUAAUCAAGCUGGUAUAGCUCAUAAUGGUGGUUUAGUGCCACUACUGAAGCUUCUGGAUUCAAAAAAUGGAUCUCUUCAACAUAAUGCUGCAUUUGCCCUAUAUGGUCUUGCCGACAAUGAGGAUAAUGUGUCCGAUUUUAUUAGGGUGGGAGGUGUCCAGAAGCUGCAGGAUGGGGAAUUUAUUGUUCAAGCAACAAAAGAUUGUGUAUCAAAGACUUUGAAAAGAUUAGAGGAGAAGAUUCACGGACGAGUUCUAAACCAUUUGUUAUAUCUAAUGCGUGUAGCAGAGAAAGCUGUCCAACGACGUGUUGCUUUAGCUCUUGCACAUCUUUGUUCCCCAGAUGAUCAGAGAACCAUAUUCAUUGAUAACAAUGGAUUGGAGUUGCUGCUUGGUCUCCUAGGCUCUACAAGCCCAAAGCAACAAAUUGAUGGCGCUGUCGCUCUCUACAGGUUGGCAAAUAAAGCAAUGUCUCUCUCCCCUGUGGAUGCAGCCCCACCUUCUCCAACACCACAGGUAUAUUUGGGGGAGCAGUAUGUAAACAAUUCUACUUUGUCUGAUGUUACCUUUCUGGUCGAAGGUAGACGGUUCUGUGCCCAUAGAAUUUGCCUGCUUGCUUCUUCAGAUGCAUUUCGUGCAAUGUUUGAUGGAGGCUACCUGGAGAAGGAUGCAAGGGAUAUUGACAUUCCAAACAUUAGAUGGGAGGUUUUUGAGUUGAUGAUGAGAUUCAUUUACACAGGAUCAAUAGAUAUUUCAUUAGAUAUUGCACAAGAUCUGCUAAGGGCUGCAGAUCAGUAUCUUUUGGAGGGGCUUAAGAGACUCUGUGAAUAUACAAUAGCACAGGAUAUAUCACUGGAAAAUGUUGCGAGCAUGUAUGAACUUUCAGAAGCUUUUCAUGCUAUUUCGUUGAGGCACACAUGCAUUUUGUUUAUCUUGGAGCAUUUUGAUAAAUUGAAUGCUAAGCCCAGGCACUCCCAUUUGAUCCAGCGUAUUAUACCUGAGAUUCGGAAUUACUUUGCCAAAGCACUUACCAAAAUUAACCCACGUAACUUGCGGUUGUAGAUUGCUGGUAUUUGAUUCUUGAUCUCUAACUAGAUAACAUUGUACAGAUUGGUAGAUCUCAUCGAUGUCAAGCCAUUUGAAGGUUCUUAUAGGAUGGUUAAUAUGGCUCAUAAUCUUCCCCAAUACCAGAGUGCUGUUCCACGUGUAUACAUUGUAACAUUGUUUCCAUUUUCUUGAAUGUUGAUCGGCAUGUUCUUCACCGACAUUAUUGUUGCCAUGUAUUGUUAUGUAUUCUGUGUAAGAGUUGAUUUCUCUGGGGCAGAAUUUCAGGUCCAAAAUCUAAACCUCAUUAACGGCUCGUGUGGUUUAAUAUGUUUA
Messenger RNA from Manihot esculenta (cassava), 2786 nucleotides. RefSeq names its product ARM REPEAT PROTEIN INTERACTING WITH ABF2. The transcript is spliced from 19 exons. The record is from RefSeq and is a predicted model, not a curated record. Lineage: Eukaryota; Viridiplantae; Streptophyta; Magnoliopsida; Malpighiales; Euphorbiaceae. The coding region runs from base 342 to 2468 and encodes 708 amino acids. Gene Ontology annotation, molecular function: protein binding.